AUCUUCUUCUCCCCCGGCACCUGAGCACCGUCAAUCUGCAUCUCGAAUUCCGCUUCCGAUCUAUAUGCCACUGUAACUCGCAGGUUUCAGUAGCAGUGCGACGGGAGGGGAGAGAGAGGAGGAGCAGCGAGCGCGUGGAGCGGCGAAGAUGGACAGCCGAAAGGUUGUCGUCUGCGAUAACGGCACUGGAUAUGUGAAGUGUGGAUUUGCUGGAGAUAACUUUCCCACAUCUGUAUUUCCAUGCGUGGUUGGAAGGCCAUUGCUUAGAUAUGAAGAAUCACUGGUGGAGCAGGAACUAACGGACAUUGUUGUGGGAGCUGCUUGUGCAGAAUUUCGCCACCAACUAGAUAUAUCUUAUCCAGUCAAUAAUGGGAUUGUGCAAAAUUGGGAUGACAUGGGGCAUGUAUGGGAUCAUGCAUUUUACAGUGAACUUAAGAUAGAUCCAAGUGAAUGUAAGAUAUUACUCACAGAUCCACCUCUCAAUCCUUCAAAAAACCGUGAGAAAAUGAUAGAGACCAUGUUUGAGAAAUACAACUUCAGCGGUGUCUUCAUUCAGGUCCAGGCGGUUCUAACGCUAUAUGCCCAAGGAUUGCUGACAGGUCUUGUUAUUGACUCUGGUGAUGGUGUCACACAUGUGGUGCCUGUUGUUGAUGGAUAUUCUUUUCCACAUCUGACAAAGAGAAUGAAUGUUGCUGGAAGGCACAUAACUUCCUAUCUUGUUGAUUUGCUAUCUCGUAGAGGGUAUGCCAUGAAUAAAUCUGCAGAUUUUGAAACUGUAAGAGAAAUAAAAGAGAAACUAUGUUACAUCAGCUAUGACUACAAGCGUGAGUAUCAACUUGGACUUGAAACCACAAUUCUUGUCAAGAACUAUACUCUCCCAGAUGGAAGAGUUAUUAAAAUAGGCACAGAAAGAUUUCAAGCUCCUGAGGCUCUUUUUACUCCUGAACUUAUUGAUGUCGAAGGUGAUGGCAUGGCAGAUAUGGCGUUCCGUUGCAUUCAGGAAAUGGACAUUGACAAUAGGAUGAUGAGACAGCACGACUUCGGAAAUUCUUUCCAUGCAGCCAUGCAAAUACGGAUAAAAGUGAAAGGAAGAGAUUAAGAUCAAAACUGUAACAAGGUUUAAUUUAUGCAAUGGAGGUAAAUAUGAAAUUUGCUUCAAUGGAUCUAAGUGAGAAAAACAUUACUCAUGGGCAUUUAACUAUGUAAUUCUGAUACCGACUGACCAUGCUUGAUCACUCAUAACUGCUUUUAGGACAAUUGGAGGGCUUUCAUCAAGUUUUAGAGAGUGAUCUGCUUUACCUUUUUUUUUUUUGCUAAACUAUAUGUUUUGUUCCCUCAAGGAUAUAUAAAUUUUCCAUAGCCGUUCCUCUCAGUUGCACAUUGUACAUAAAUGGGUGCUUAAUGAUCACUGUUUUCUGAGUAGUCAUUAAUGUAUGCCGUAAUUAUAUUAACAUUUUUUUGAAAUUUAGACUGCAUCUCAUUGAGUAGUCCGUUGUUUUCUGAAUAGUCAUUAAUUUAUGCCAUCAUUAUAUUAACAUUUUUUUGAAAUUUAGAUUGCAUCUCAUUGAGUUGUCUGCUUAUUUAUAGAACAAUUUUGUUAUCAAUUAAAAAGUUUGAUUCUGCUAUACUACACUCACGUCAG
Zingiber officinale is the source of this 1642-nucleotide messenger RNA. Its product is annotated as actin-related protein 2. Bases 149 to 1099 code for a protein of 316 amino acids. Gene Ontology annotation, biological process: Arp2/3 complex-mediated actin nucleation. Lineage: Eukaryota; Viridiplantae; Streptophyta; Magnoliopsida; Zingiberales; Zingiberaceae. Gene Ontology annotation, cellular component: actin cortical patch; Arp2/3 protein complex. The transcript has 12 exons. Gene Ontology annotation, molecular function: actin filament binding. The record is from RefSeq and is a predicted model, not a curated record.